Messenger RNA from Fusarium mangiferae, 588 nucleotides. Its product is annotated as putative GTPase Rho. The transcript is spliced from 5 exons. The record is from RefSeq and is a predicted model, not a curated record. Bases 1 to 588 code for a protein of 195 amino acids. Gene Ontology annotation, biological process: small GTPase-mediated signal transduction. Lineage: Eukaryota; Fungi; Ascomycota; Sordariomycetes; Hypocreales; Nectriaceae. Gene Ontology annotation, molecular function: GTPase activity; GTP binding.
AUGGCUGAGAUCCGCCGAAAGCUCGUCAUUGUCGGCGAUGGUGCUUGUGGUAAAACCUGUUUGUUGAUUGUUUUCUCCAAGGGCACUUUCCCCGAGGUCUACGUCCCCACCGUUUUCGAGAACUACGUCGCCGAUGUCGAGGUCGAUGGCAAGCACGUCGAGCUCGCCCUAUGGGAUACUGCUGGUCAGGAGGAUUACGACCGUCUUCGACCCCUGUCCUACCCCGACUCCCACGUUAUCCUGAUCUGCUUCGCUGUUGACUCUCCCGACUCUCUUGACAACGUCCAGGAGAAGUGGAUCUCUGAGGUCCUGCACUUCUGCCAAGGUCUCCCUAUCAUUCUCGUCGGCUGCAAGAAGGAUUUGCGAUACGACCAGAAGACUAUCGAGGAGCUCCGAAAGACCAGCCAGAAGCCCGUCUCCCCUGAGGAGGGUGAGGAGGUUCGCAAGAAGAUCGCUGCCUAUAAGUACCUUGAGUGCUCAGCCAAGACCAACGAGGGCGUCCGCGAGGUGUUUGAGCACGCUACUCGCGCUGCUCUGCUGUCGCGAAGCACCCGUGGUAGCAAGCACAAGAAGUGCCUUGUUCUGUAA